Molecule: messenger RNA, 312 nt
Organism: Talaromyces proteolyticus
Lineage: Eukaryota; Fungi; Ascomycota; Eurotiomycetes; Eurotiales; Trichocomaceae
Exons: 2
Coding region: 1-312 (103 amino acids)
Source: RefSeq, a predicted model, not a curated record
AUGUACGGCCACAGGCAAUCGUGUAACUUACUCAACGUUGACGCCAUUUCUCAUGCUUUCACCUCUGUUUUCAUCUUUUAUCCAUAUGUGACUAGUGAGCCGAGCAAGAAGAGUUCCAAAAUUCCUAAUCCCUCAAUUAUUACAGAUAGCAAGGAUCCGAAAUUGAGCGCCUACGAGUUGGGUAUUUGCUAUAAACUUCUGAGCAAUGCCGACCACUAUCCAACUGCUGAGAACCAUAUCAUGUAUGUGAUCAAAUGCUGUGGUGGCAAAGCUGCGAGGGACAUCAUCUCUCGUACAAGCCCGACUCGCUGA